Messenger RNA from Culicoides brevitarsis, 1042 nucleotides. It is a transcript of the gene Dh31, whose product is annotated as diuretic hormone class 2. Lineage: Eukaryota; Metazoa; Arthropoda; Insecta; Diptera; Ceratopogonidae. The transcript has 5 exons. The record is from RefSeq and is a predicted model, not a curated record. Gene Ontology annotation, molecular function: G protein-coupled receptor binding; diuretic hormone activity. Bases 104 to 475 code for a protein of 123 amino acids. Gene Ontology annotation, biological process: body fluid secretion.
AAGCAACUGUUACAAAACAUUUUCAAGCAUUUGUUGAUUAUUCAGGGAGUCAGAUACUUCACUUUACUAUUACAAAAUAUCUGAUUUUUAGAAUUGAUCAAUCAUGAAGAACCAAUACAUUUACGCAGUCAUCCUCUUGAUACCCGUCAUUUGUUCGACUACAAUUGCAGACUCUCUAAGAUUUAGAAAUUAUGUGAAUGAGUUUGGAGAACCAAACGAGGAUGCAUUACUGGAACUUAUUGCUCGAUAUGGACAAACAAUACUUCGUGCAAAAGAUGAUUUGGAAAACAAUUUUUCCAGCUCAAAACGAACAGUCGAUUUUGGAUUAUCCCGGGGUUACUCUGGAGCACAAGAAGCUAAGCAUCGUAUGGCAAUGGCGAUCGCUAAUUUUGCUGGAGGUCCGGGACGAAGACGCAGAUCAUAUGUAGAUAAGUCGAUGGGAGUAGCUAAACCGUUAGCAGCGGAACUACAAUAAGGUGCAACAAAUAUUAUUCAUAUUUUAUUUUGUUUGAAAUUCAAGGCUCAUUAAAGACAGAUGAUGAACGUGUAAUGUAAUUCAUAUACCUUUAUUAGAAUAAGUGCGUAACUAAAUAUUUUAAAAGUCCAACCUCGAGUCCAACAAAAAGUUUACAUAAGGCUAAAACAAUAAUCCUAAAUGUUUCAGGUUUCCUCCCACGUAAUUUUUUCUGAAAAUCAUAGGUGGGAUAUCGAAUAUCGAGUAUUUCAAAUUUUAGUACAUUUUUAUUCUAAAUUCUUUGAAAAUGAUCAAAAUUUCCGUAAAAAUAUCAGUUUAAAUUUCGAUAUUUUUACACAUUUUCAAAUUUUUUGAGAAAAAUGAUCAAUUUUGUAAAAAUAUUUAUCCCUCCUAAUUUUUCAAAAUUUAUGUUCAAAAACUUUACGUUACACAAACUUUAUGUUAACUUCUUGACAAUUAUAGAGAAAAGUGAAUGUUUUUACACUAAAAGAUACUCGAUACUCGAUAUACAUCCUACCUAAUUUUCAGAAGGCAUAUGAAACCUGAUACGACGAAAAGAAAAAUUGU